UGUGCUGGUGUAGGGCGGAAUCCUGCUGACAAACGGAGUAGGUUGGGAAGGAACGGAUCGCUACACAGUGACUGCAGGUCUGAGGCGAGUCGCUCUCCAAGCCUGCGGCCGUCUGGCUGGGAGGCGGCUAUUUAUUUUUCUAGUGUGGCCGAGGGGCGAGGGCCCCUCCGGGUGUUCUGCUCUGGUACUACAGUCCCAGGCGAGCAGGAUAGCCGUCCUGUGCUCACCCUGGGUGGCUGCCGGCCUUCUCAGAACGGAAGGCGCCCGCCUCCUUCUACACCGGGGCACAGGUGUCCGCUGCCAUGGCUUUUCCACUUCGGCCGGACGCCCCUGAGCUUCCUGACUUUUCCAUGCUCAAGAGGCUGGCUCGAGACCAACUCAUCUAUCUGCUUGAGCAGCUUCCUGGAAAAAAGGAUUUGUUCAUUGAGGCAGAUCUUAUGAGCCCUUUGGAUCGAAUUGCCAAUGUGUCCAUACUGAAGCAACAUGAAGUAGACAAGCUGUACAAGGUGGAGAACAAGCCAGCUCUCAGCUCCAACGAACAAUUGUGCUUCUUGGUCAGACCUCGCAUCAAGAAUAUGCGCUAUAUUGCCAAUCUUGUCAAUGCUGACAAAUUGGCUGGCCGAACUCGAAAAUACAAAGUGAUCUUCAGCCCUCAGAAGUUUUAUGCAUGUGAGAUGGUGCUUGAGGAAGAGGGAAUCUAUGGAGAUGUAAGCUGCGAUGAAUGGGCCUUCUCUUUGCUGCCUCUCGAUGUGGAUCUGCUGAGCAUGGAACUGCCAGAAUUUUUCAGGGACUAUUUCCUGGAAGGAGAUCAGCGUUGGACCAACACUGUGGCUCAGGCGUUGCACCUUCUCAGCACUCUCUAUGGAUCUUUUCCAAACUGCUAUGGAGUUGGCAGAUGUGCCAGGAUGUCAUAUGAACUAUGGAGGAAACUGGAGGAAGAGGAGGAUAGUGAAACCAAAGGCCGAAGACCAGAAAUUGGUCAUAUCUUUCUCCUGGACAGAGACAUGGACUUUGUGACGGCACUUUGCUCCCAAGUGGUUUAUGAGGGCCUGGUAGACGACACCUUCCGCAUCAAAUGUGGAAGUGUGGACUUUGGCCCAGAAGUUACAUCCUCUGACAAAAGCCUGAAGGUGCUACUCAAUGCUGAGGACAAGGUAUUUAAUGAGAUUCGUAAUGAGCACUUCUCCAAUGUCUUUGGCUUCUUGAGCCAGAAGGCCCGGAACUUGCAGGCCCAGUAUGAUCGCCGGAGAGGCAUGGACAUUAAGCAGAUGAAGAACUUUGUGUCUCAGGAGCUCAAAGGACUGAAACAGGAGCAUCGCCUGCUGAGCCUCCAUAUUGGGGCCUGUGAAUCUAUCAUGAAGAAGAAAACUAAGCAGGAUUUCCAAGAGCUAAUCAAGACUGAGCAUGCACUGCUAGAGGGGUUCAACAUUCGGGAGAGCACCAACUACAUUGAAGAACACAUUGACCGGCAGGUGUCACCUAUAGAAAGCCUUCGCCUCAUGUGCCUUUUGUCCAUCACUGAGAAUGGUUUGAUCCCCAAGGAUUACCGAUCUCUGAAAACACAGUAUCUGCAAAGCUAUGGCCCUGAGCAUCUGCUCACCUUCUCUAAUCUGCGGCGAGCUGGGCUCCUAACAGAGCAGGCCCCAGGGGACACUCUCACAGCAGUGGAGAGUAAAGUAAGCAAGCUGGUGACUGACAAGGCUGCAGGAAAGAUUACUGAUGCCUUCAGUUCUCUGGCCAAGAGGAGCAAUUUUCGGGCCAUCAGCAAAAAGCUGAAUUUGAUUCCACGCGUGGACGGAGAGUAUGAUCUGAAAGUGCCCCGAGACAUGGCUUAUGUCUUCAGUGGUGCUUAUGUGCCCCUGAGCUGCCGAAUCAUUGAGCAGGUGUUAGAGCGGCGAAGCUGGCAGGGUCUUGAUGAGGUGGUACGGCUACUCAAUUGCAGUGAGUUUGCAUUCACAGACAUGACCAAGGAAGACAAGACUUCCAGUGAAUCCCUGCGCCUUAUCUUGGUGGUAUUCCUGGGUGGCUGCACAUUCUCUGAGAUCUCAGCCCUUCGGUUCUUGGGCAAAGAGAAAGGGUACAGGUUCAUUUUUCUGACAACAGCUAUCACAAAUAGUGCUCGCCUUAUGGAGGCCAUGAGUGAGGUGAAAGCCUGAAGCUUUUGAGGCCAACAUUGGAGUCUUCCUUGGAUGUAGGUGUUUGGUACCCAGCUGCUAACAAAGUAUUCCCAUUGGCCCUGCUGAGAGCUGGGGAAUUUGGAAUUUAUUUGGGACCUACAGAACAUAUUUGACAACAAUGUUCAUAUCAUGUGCCUGGGAUAUUCCAUUUUUUUGCUUAUGAAGUAGAGUACAUGCUGGUAAGAUACAAGGGAGAAGAGGUAACCUUUGCUAAAUCCUGUUUGAAUAUCAUUGUAAAUAAAGCCACUGCUCUCAUACAUAA
Marmota monax (woodchuck) is the source of this 2439-nucleotide messenger RNA. RefSeq names its product VPS33B late endosome and lysosome associated (gene Vps33b). The transcript has 23 exons. Bases 303 to 2156 code for a protein of 617 amino acids. Gene Ontology annotation, biological process: vesicle-mediated transport; intracellular protein transport. Gene Ontology annotation, cellular component: CORVET complex; lysosome. Lineage: Eukaryota; Metazoa; Chordata; Mammalia; Rodentia; Sciuridae. The record is from RefSeq and is a predicted model, not a curated record.